Colletotrichum truncatum is the source of this 2100-nucleotide messenger RNA. Its product is annotated as phosphoinositide phosphatase. Gene Ontology annotation, molecular function: phosphatidylinositol-4-phosphate phosphatase activity. NCBI's taxonomy places the organism in Eukaryota, Fungi, Ascomycota, Sordariomycetes, Glomerellales, Glomerellaceae. Gene Ontology annotation, cellular component: endoplasmic reticulum. The record is from RefSeq and is a predicted model, not a curated record. Gene Ontology annotation, biological process: phosphatidylinositol dephosphorylation.
AUGGCGCCUACUCUCCCCUACCGCGAUAUCAACGUCAAGGUCGCGCCCGAUUCUUACACCUUUACUUCUCCCUCCUCUCCCGAUGCUCCGGCUCUCGUAAUCGACCGUCCGACCGGAGAUUUGCGCCUCGGCGAUGCCGGCCUGAGCAAGAGAGUCACCCGUGUCACCAGCAUCGCUGGUAUUCUGGGCAUCAUCCAGCUUAGACUUGACAAAUAUGUCAUUGUAAUCACAAAGGCCCAGCCCAUGGGCCGCCUCAAGGGCCACAUGGUCUACAAGGUCGUCACCACCGAGAUCCUGCCCAUGCGCGAGCGCCAGAUUCGCGACCCUGACGAGGAUACCUUCAUCGGCCUGCUCGACACCUUCAUGAAGAAUGGCCCCAUGUACUUCUCCUACUCUUUCGACCUCACAAACUCCUUCCAACGCCAAGCUUCUGCCGACACUUCCCUCCCGCUCUGGCAGCGCGCCGACGACCGUUUCUUCUUCAACCGCUUCAUCCAGUCCGACUUGAUCGACUUCCGCACGCGGGGCGCCAGAGGCCAUGCUGGUCCCCAGCCUGGUGCCGAUCCCUUCAUCCUGCCUGUCAUCUUUGGCAUGCUGGAGAUCAAGCCCACGACCUUCAGGGGAACACCCGUGACCGUCACCCUCAUCUCCCGUAGAUCGAGACACCGCGGCGGAACCAGAUACUUCACCCGAGGUGUCGAUGACGAGGGCCACGCCGCCAACUACAACGAGACGGAACAGAUCACCAUCUUCAACGAUUCGGGCAGCGGCAUGGGUGGCUUCGCCGGCAGCAGCGAUAUGCAGAGCGGGAAAUACGGCGCGGACGGCAAGGAGACGCAGAUCAUGUCGUACGUCCAGACCCGAGGCAGUGUGCCCACCUACUGGGCCGAGAUCAACAGCUUGCGCUACGUCCCCAAGCUUCAGGUUCGAGGCAUCGACAGCGCUCUCCCUGCGGCGAAGGCACACUUUGAGGAGCAGAUUCGUCUCUACGGCGACAACUAUCUCAUCAACCUCGUCAACCAGAGCGGCCGCGAGCAGCGUGUCAAGAACUCGUACGAGCAGAUGGUUGAGAAGCUCGUUUCCUCUCCAAAGGAGAGGACGGAGGCUGACCGCAUCACGGAGGAAAAGUUCACAACAAUCCAGCCUGAGAAGCGCGCCGUCCAGUUCGACCGCCUACACUACAUCUACUUCGACUACCACCACGAGACCAAGGGCAUGAAGAUGCACCGCGCUUACGCCCUCAUCGAGAAGCUCAAGGAGGCGCUCGACGCCCAGGGGUACUUCCGCGCCGUUGACAUGCCAGGCGCCAACGACGGCCGCCUCGAGCCGCGCAGCUACCAGACCAGCGUCAUGCGCACGAAUUGCAUGGACUGCCUCGACCGCACAAACGUCGUCCAGUCCAUGUUCGCGCGCCAUAUGCUCGACCGCAUCUUUGAGGAGAUGGGACUCAUGGCCCGCGGCUCCUCCUUCCGCGACGAGGACCCGGCCUUUGAGCACAUGUUCCGUAACCUCUGGGCCGACAACGCCGACGUCGUCUCGUGCUCCUACUCGGGCACCGGAGCCAUGAAGACGGACGUCACCCGUACGGGCGUCCGCACCAAGAUGGGCGCUCUCCAGGACGCCCGCAUCGGCAUUACCCGUUACUUCAAGAACAACUUCCUCGACGGACCCCGCCAGGACUCGUACGACCUCUUCCUUGGCGUCUACCUGCCGGGCACCGCCAACAUUGGCAACUCGCUCAUCUUUGCCGACCGUCGCCCCAUCCUCAUCCAAUCUGUCCCCUACCUCCUCGCCUUCAGCAUCUUCCUCGUCCUCGUCGCCCUCUUCACCAAGACCGAGGCCGUCCUUUCCAUCCGUCUAUUCAUCCUCUUCUGGCUGGCGGUGGCCGCAUGGAGCGCCAGCUUCAUCUUUGGCCACGGCAUGCUCUACGUAAACUGGCCCAAGCUGAACCCCAGGCCGUGGGCUUUUGAGGGUUACAACGAGCACAUGUCCAAGGCCCGCAAGGAUUCUGUUUUGGGAUCCUUUGUCGCCCGUCACGAACGCGGGCUCAGCACGGCACGGUAUCUCAAUGCCGAGGAGGGCAAGAAGAGAAUCGAGUAA